AUGCGACUCCAACUUACCUGCGUAGACAUUGGCUACAUAGGCCUCACCCUCCUCGUUUUCGAGGGUGCACUCGCAACAAAUUUGAAUCUGUUGGUGCAUCAUCUAGCCCUCAGCAUCGUUUUGGCUACGACGGGUGUGGUCGUGCCCGUCGGAGCUAGCUUCCUCUUUCUCCGAAACAUUGGCUACUCGAACAUGCAGGCCUUUGCCGCAGGGGCAGCUCUCUCAGCUACCUCCCUAGGCACAACAAUCACCAUUCUCAAGAAUAGUGAUGCGCGUGCGCAGAACAAGAGAGAAAUGGGCAUCUUUGCUACCGCCAUCUCUACUGUUCUGCUCUCUGUCGCUAUCAUCGAUGAUGUUGUUGGCCUGAUCAUGGCAUCCAUCAUCAUUAGCGUCGAAAACGACCCGGGUCACCGACAAUCCCUGGGAUGGAUCAUCGGCCGGCCCGUCCUUUCGAGUGUCGGGCUCGCCAUGAUCAUCUUUGUGCUCGCCAAGAUCCUCGAACGCCUCCCACUCGAGCGACUCUGGGAGCCAGAGAUUGUUCGACACUACGAACGACGAAUCAACAUCACCGUGAUGCUUUGCAUCCUCACCGGAAUCUGCAGCGCCGCAGCCUAUUCGGGUUCGUCUAUUAUCUAUGGCGCUUUCCUCGCUGGGCUCUUCCUCGGCCACAUCGGAUCCGGCCAGAACAACCGCACAGACCUCGGUGAGCCCUCGACCGAUCAACGAGAAGACCACGGCCAGCAUCCACCAAACUUUUUCAACGUGCACCAACGUGCGCUAUCCAAGACACAGGAGUUGAUCCUAUCGCCAUUCUUCUUUGCUUCCAUAGGAUUUGCGAUCCCGUUUCGCGACCUAUGGAAACCGACAGUCGUCUGGCAGGGUCUUCUCUACGCGGUACUUAUGAUCGUUGCGAAGAUGGUCGUGGGUGCCUGGAUUCCGCUGUGGAAACCAAUGGGUCGCCUCUUCCACUCGCGGCGAAAGUCGUCCUCGGCAGACGUCGAAUGUGCAGAGAAACAAUCGACCAAAAGCACCGGAAACAGAGGCAUGUUGAUACCUGGUGCGUUUAUAGGCGUUGGAUUGAUAGCGCGUGGUGAACUUGGACUGCUAAUCUGCCAACUCGCCUACGAUGGUGGCAGAGGCCCAUUCAACGACGAUCUAUUCGCUAUCACUUUGUGGUCACUCGUGGUGACUACAAUUGCUGGACCACUGCUGGUUUCACUCGUUCUCAGACGAGGCCGAGAGAAGAUCCUCGCCGGACCAUGGGGUCGUGAUGAGGAACAUUCUUAA
Molecule: messenger RNA, 1287 nt
Organism: Serendipita indica DSM 11827
Lineage: Eukaryota; Fungi; Basidiomycota; Agaricomycetes; Sebacinales; Serendipitaceae
Source: the annotation of a GenBank genome assembly